This is a messenger RNA of Aspergillus wentii DTO 134E9, 2232 nucleotides long. RefSeq names its product translation initiation factor eIF3 core subunit b (gene EifCb). Gene Ontology annotation, molecular function: RNA binding; translation initiation factor activity; translation initiation factor binding. The coding region runs from base 1 to 2232 and encodes 743 amino acids. The transcript is spliced from 4 exons. Gene Ontology annotation, biological process: translational initiation. NCBI's taxonomy places the organism in Eukaryota, Fungi, Ascomycota, Eurotiomycetes, Eurotiales, Aspergillaceae. Gene Ontology annotation, cellular component: eukaryotic translation initiation factor 3 complex. The record is from RefSeq and is a predicted model, not a curated record.
AUGGCGCCCAGUUUCGAUACCCUGUCCGAGCAGGACCUCCACGAAGAGGAGGAGGUGGAUGUUGACUUCUCGGAUCUCAAGGAACAGUACGAAGUCAAGCUCGAAGAAGGUUUAGAUACAUUUGUCGUCAUCGAUGGACUCCCAGUCGUGCCCGAAGAGAGCAGACAGAAGCUCAUCAAGUUCUUGUUGAGAAAACUCACCACCGCCGGCCACACCUCCGAAGAUGCCGUCUUCAUGCCCAUUAACGACAAGAACAUGUCCGAAGGCUUCGCCUUCGUCGAGUACGAAACCCCCGAACAAGCCGUCGCCGCCGUCAAGCAGCUGCACGGUGUCCCCCUUGACAAGAAGCACACCCUGGCCGUGAAUAAGUUGAUGGACAUUGAACGCUAUGGACGUGAAGGACGCAUUGAGGAGGAAUACACCCCUCCCACCAUCGAACCGUUCAAGGAGAAGGAACACCUGCGCUCGUGGUUGGGAGACGCCAAUGCGCGUGACCAGUUCGCCCUGUACCGGGGUGACAAGGUCGGUGUGUUUUGGAACAACAAGAACAACCCACCGGAGAACGUCGUCGACCGCGCCCACUGGACACAACUGUUUGUUCAGUGGUCUCCGAAGGGUACCUAUCUCGCCUCCGUCCACCCCCAGGGUGUGCAACUCUGGGGUGGUCAAACUUUCACAAAACAGAAGCAGUUCCCCCACCCAUUUGUCCAGCUUGUUGAAUUCUCCCCCGGUGAGAGCUACUUGACCACCUGGUCCGCCCGCCCCAUCCAGGUCGAAGAGGGUAGCAACGGCCCCCUGUCUUACGAGGAGGAUGGAAAGAACAUCAUCAUUUGGGAUAUCGUCUCCGGCAAGCCCUUGCGAUCCUUCGUUUCUCACGACCUUACCGCUGGCCCCGGCCCCGAGGGCGACGCUCAGCCCAAGAAGAAGGUGCAGUGGCCCGCUUUCAAGUGGUCUGCUGAUGAGAAGUACGUGGCAAGAAUGUUGCAGGGCCAGUCGAUCUCCAUCUACGAAGCGCCCCGGAUGAACUUACUGGGUAAGACAUCCGUCAAGGUCGAUGGUGUCAUGGACUUUGAAUGGUCUCCCGCCACCGUCAGCCGUGAGGGUAUCAAGCAAUAUGAGCAGCUUCUCUGCUUCUGGACUCCUGAAAUCGGCAGCAACCCCGCCAGAGUCGGCAUGAUGAGCGUUCCGUCCAAGGAGAUUGUCCGAACCCGUAACCUCUUCAACGUUUCCGAUGUCAAGCUGCACUGGCAAUCCCAAGGUGCCUACGUCUGUGUUAAGGUUGACAGACACUCCAAGUCCAAGAAGUCCAUGGCCACCAACCUCGAGAUUUUCCGUGUUCGCGAAAAGGGUGUUCCCGUCGAAGUUGUUGACAGUCUCAAGGAUACCGUUAUCAACUUCUCUUGGGAGCCCAACGGUGGCCGUUUCGUCGUCAUCACCACGGGUGAGGCUGCCGCCGGCGCGGCCGUUGCUCCCAAGACCUCUGUGUCUUUCUUCGCUCCUGAGAAGAAGGGCCCCUCGGUUGGCAACUUCAAGCUGGUUCGCACCAUCGAGAAGAAGACAAGCAAUGCGAUCUACUGGUCGCCCAAGGGCCGUUUCGUUGUCGUUGGUACCGUCCACUCCCAAACGAGCUUCGACAUGGACUUCUGGGACAUGGACUUCGAGGGUGAGAAGCCUGAGGGCGAGAAGGAUCUGGCAGCCAACCUUCAAUUACUGAAGACAGUUGAGCACUACGGUGUCACAGAUAUCGACUGGGACCCUACAGGUCGUUAUGUUGUCAGCAGUGCCAGUGUGUGGACUCACUCGAUGGAAAACGGCUGGAACCUUCACACUUUCUCCGGUACUACCCUUGCCGAAAACCCCACCGACAAGUUCAAGCAGUUCCUCUGGCGUCCCCGCCCCGCCACCCUUCUCAGCAAGGAGGAGCAAAAGCAGGUCCGCAAGAACUUGCGUGAGUACUCCAAGGAGUUCGACGAGGAGGACAAGUACGCCGUCGACAUUGCCAACACAGCUGUCGUCGAGACACGCAAGCGUGUCCUCAACGAAUGGAUCGCCUGGCUCGUUCGCGAGAAGGAGCUCCUGGCCGAGGACAAGGACGCUUUUGGUGUCCCCGAGGACGUCGACGAGCCCAAGCAAGCCAAGGAUGCACAACCAGGUACCGAGGAACAAGGCGACACAGUCGUCGAGGAGAUUGUGGAGGAGAUUAUCGAGGAGAACGAAGAAAUCGUCGGUUAA